CUCUCUGAUGCUGGCUUUUCCAGGCGGAGGAGCAGCGCGGCUCUUUGCUCAUCAGAUGAACUUUUGGGGAACAGAGAGCAGCUCUUCACCGUCAUGGCUCCCACCCUCCUGGUCGGGCUCAUCCUCGCGGCUGUGACCAGCCUCCACGGCGCGCGCGCGGAGAAAAGUCAGUGUCCCAACUCACAGUUUUGGAGCUCAGAUUUGGAUGUUUGUUUGCCCUGUGCAACCUGCAAGCAGUACCCGAAGACCCCGUCGUGCAACACAUGUAAAUCCGUGGAGGAGGCGUCUGACAUGUGGAAACUGGCGGCGAUCACCAGUUUCUCCGUUCUGGCCGUCGUUCUGAUCGGUGCAGCGCUGAUCAUCGGAAUCAUGGUGCAUCGACGCAAGUCCCACAAACGACCUCUACGCGAACCCAUUGAAGAGACUGCAGGGCCACUUUAUCAGGCCUAAACAGCUGACCUCAUCUCACUCUGGAUACAGACGGAACUGAAGCAGAGGAGCCAGAUGGAGGAACCUCUGGACCAUGGACCUUAACCCUACCAUGUACUUAGGCCAGAAUAAGAGCGUUUUAACGUAUAGACUGUUGGGUGAAGAGUUGCGAGCUCGGUACAGGUCCGUCGGUGACCACAGGACUUGCAACGAGAACCUUUCAAACCUUCAUAGGUAUAGUCACGUUAUAUGAGCUAGUUUAGAUUUCCAGUGCCUUUGUAGAGCUUCCAGCCUGGAGGACUUUUUUGGGUGGAAU
Nematolebias whitei (Rio pearlfish) is the source of this 745-nucleotide messenger RNA. Its product is annotated as tumor necrosis factor receptor superfamily member 12A. Lineage: Eukaryota; Metazoa; Chordata; Actinopteri; Cyprinodontiformes; Rivulidae. The coding region runs from base 94 to 450 and encodes 118 amino acids. The record is from RefSeq and is a predicted model, not a curated record. Gene Ontology annotation, biological process: positive regulation of apoptotic process. Gene Ontology annotation, cellular component: plasma membrane. The transcript is spliced from 5 exons. Gene Ontology annotation, molecular function: protein binding.